AUGGAUGAGGUUGCGAAAUUAGAACAUCUGUCUUUAGUAUCUAAAAUAUGCACAGAAUUAGACAAUCACUUGGGAUUAAAUGAUAAAGAUCUAGCUGAAUUUAUUAUUGAUUUGGCAGACAUAAACCCAACAUUUGAAGCUUUUAAAAAGGCACUUAUUGAGAAUGGAGCAGAGUUUUCAGACUCCUUUAUGACAAAUUUGCUGCGUAUCAUACAGCAUAUGAAACCAAUUAGUUCAUCGGCUGAAAAUAAUAAAAAAGGCACAACAAAUUCUAACCCUUUAGCAUUGAAGUUUCCUGGUUUAGCUAUUCCUAAUGAAAAACCUCCUACAUUUUCAUCUGAUGAAAGCAGUGAAGAGGAUGAAAAAGAGACAAAGAGAAUAACUUCAAAAGACUUAUUUAAAGAGGAAUCAAAAGUAAAAGAAUCAGGUGGUGAUAUUGUUCGGCAAGCAAUGGCAGAAUUGGAGGCAUUGGCACCUUCAAACAUUGGUUUAAAAAAGGAAGAAAAAAAAGAUGUACAAAGUAAAUAUCAAAAUGAUACUAGGGUUAAAAGAGAUAGAUCUAAAGAAAGGCAUAGAAGACGUAGUAGAAGUAGAGAUAAAAGGAGCAAAACACCAGAACGUAGAAAUAGAAGUCGCGAUCGUGAUAGGGAUAAAAGAAGGCGUUCUAGAAGCCGUCAUCGUUACAGAUCACGGUCAAGGGACAGACACAGGAGAUCUAGAUCCAGAGGAAGAAGAUCAAGAUCACGAGGCCGGAGGUCCAGAUCUAGAGGUAGAAGGUCAAGAUCUAGGUCACAUUCCCGGGACAGAGAAGGAAAAGAUAAAUUUAGAGACUUUGAGAAAAAAUCACGAAAAAGAAGUCCUGAGGUAGAAAUGAGUGAUGAUCCAGAGCCAGGAAAAAUAUACAAUGGUCGAGUAGCAAAUAUAGUUCCAUUUGGUUGUUUCGUACAAAUUGAAGGUUUGAGGAAGAGAUGGGAAGGAUUAGUUCACAUCUCCCAACUACGUGCUGAGGGAAGGGUUACCAAUGUUUCUGAUGUGGUUUCUAGAGGUGAUAAAGUUAAGGUUAAAGUUAUAUCAGUGACUGGGCAAAAGGUUUCCCUUACUAUAAAAGACGUUUGUCAAGAGACUGGAAAAGAUCUAAAUCCUACAUCUCAUGCACACUUACAGGCUGAACGCGAAGGCCGUAAUCCUGAUCGACCAGCUCCGGCUGCUACAGUGUUGGCGGGUCUGCAAGGAAAUCUUGAUCCUGACGAAGACUCCAGCCGUAAGCGUGUCACAAGAAUCUCCAGUCCGGAAAGAUGGGAAAUAAAACAAAUGAUAUCAUCUGGUGUCAUUGACAAGAGUGAAUUGCCAGAUUUCGAUGAAGAAACCGGUCUACUACCAAAAGAUGAAGAUGGCGAAGCAGAUAUAGAGAUAGAAUUGGUCGAAGACGAGCCUCCAUUCCUUCAAGGCCACGGUCGUGCGCUACAUGAUCUCUCCCCAGUAAGAAUCGUGAAGAAUCCUGAUGGUUCACUUGCUCAAGCCGCAAUGAUGCAAUCCGCUCUGGCUAAAGAAAGAAGAGAACAGAAGAUGCUGCAACGAGAACAAGAAAUGGAGAGUGUACCUACUGGAUUAAAUAAAAACUGGAUAGAUCCACUUCCAGAAUCUGACGGAAGAACCCUAGCAGCCAACAUGAGGGGAUCGGGUAUAACGCCACAAGAUCUUCCCGAGUGGAAGAAACAUGUUAUUGGAGGGAAAAAGUCAUCUUUUGGUAAAAAGACCAACCUGUCAUUGUUGGAGCAGAGACAGUCGUUACCUAUUUACAAAUUGAAGGAUGAGUUGAUAAAGGCGGUGGCGGACAACCAGAUCCUGAUCGUGAUCGGAGAGACGGGGUCGGGCAAGACGACACAGAUGACGCAGUACGUGGCGGAGAGCGGGCUGUCCGCGCGCGGCAAGGUUGCGUGCACGCAGCCGCGCCGUGUGGCCGCCAUGUCCGUCGCCAAGCGCGUCGCCGAGGAGUUCGGCUGCCGGCUGGGCCAGGAGGUCGGCUACACCAUCCGCUUCGAGGACUGCACCAGCCCCGAGACCAUCAUCAAGUACAUGACAGAUGGUAUGUUACUCCGCGAGUGUCUCAUGGACUUAGAUUUGAACAGUUAUUCGGUUAUCAUGUUAGACGAGGCUCACGAGAGGACAAUCCAUACGGACGUGUUAUUUGGUCUUCUAAAACAAGCAGUUCAAAAAAGACCAGAGCUUAAACUAAUCGUCACCUCUGCGACCUUAGAUGCUGUGAAAUUCUCGCAGUAUUUCUUCGAAGCUCCAAUCUUCACUAUACCAGGUCGAACCUUCCCUGUAGAAGUACUGUACACUAAGGAACCAGAAACGGAUUAUCUCGAUGCUUCACUUAUCACGGUCAUGCAAAUUCACUUAAGGGAACCUCCGGGAGAUAUACUUCUGUUCUUAACCGGUCAAGAAGAAAUUGACACCGCUUGUGAAAUUUUGUAUGAGAGAAUGAAGUCUCUAGGUCCUGAUGUACCUGAGCUCAUUAUCUUACCAGUUUACUCUGCGUUGCCUUCCGAAAUGCAAACAAGGAUAUUUGAACCGGCACCGCCUGGAUCGAGGAAGGUCGUAAUAGCUACUAAUAUAGCAGAAACGUCCCUCACAAUAGAUGGAAUAUACUAUGUGGUGGAUCCAGGAUUUGUGAAGCAGAAGGUGUACAAUUCGAAGACCGGUAUGGACUCAUUGGUUGUAACACCAAUUUCACAGGCGGCGGCGAAGCAGCGUGCGGGCAGGGCGGGCCGCACCGGGCCCGGCAAGUGCUACCGGCUGUACACGGAACGCGCCUACCGCGACGAGAUGCUGCCCACGCCUGUGCCCGAGAUACAGCGCACCAACCUCGCCACCACCGUGUUGCAGCUGAAAACCAUGGGUAUAAACGAUCUGCUACACUUUGACUUCAUGGACGCGCCGCCUGUGGAGUCCCUCAUUAUGGCACUGGAACAGUUGCACUCACUGUCGGCCUUGGACUCCGAGGGACUGCUUACAAGGCUAGGUCGUAGGAUGGCAGAAUUUCCCCUUGAACCCAACCUAUCGAAAAUACUCAUCAUGUCAGUAGCUCUUCAAUGCUCAGACGAAAUCUUAACAAUUGUGUCAAUGCUGAGUGUUCAGAAUGUAUUCUACAGACCGAAAGACAAACAAGCGCUUGCUGACCAAAAGAAAGCCAAGUUCAAUCAACCGGAGGGUGACCAUCUGACUUUACUCGCAGUUUAUAACAGCUGGAGGAACAAUAAAUUUUCAAACGCCUGGUGCUAUGAAAACUUCGUUCAAAUACGCACGUUAAAGCGUGCCCAAGAUGUCAGGAAGCAACUGCUUGGGAUCAUGGACAGGCACAAGUUAGAUGUUGUGUCAGCGGGUAAGAAUACAGUGCGGGUCCAGAAGACUAUCUGUUCAGGCUUCUUCAGGAAUGCGGCUAAGAAAGACCCGCAGGAGGGCUACAGGACUCUCGUAGACAGCCAAGUUGUGUACAUCCAUCCAUCAAGUGCAUUGUUCAACAGGCAGCCAGAAUGGGUAAUCUACCACGAGUUGGUCCAAACAACAAAGGAGUACAUGCGUGAAGUUACUACAAUAGAUCCCAAAUGGCUUGUUGAAUUUGCUCCGGCCUUCUUCAAAUUCUCUGAUCCUACUAAGCUAUCUAAAUUUAAGAAGAACCAAAGACUCGAACCUCUUUAUAACAAGUAUGAGGAACCGAACGCUUGGCGAAUAUCGAGGGAACUACUUGACAUGGAUUUCCUUUCUGAAAUAAUAGGUGAAACUGUAAUCCUUGGAAUCGAUUCCCUAAUUUUGGGUUUUUGUGUCAAACAGCUGAGCAAAUGUAAACAUAUCUUGAAUGCUUUGCAGACAGCUCCAAUUCUAGAUAUUGAUUCUUCAUUGAAUAAGGAGAUCAACAAAUAUCCCAAUAAUACUAUACCAUAUGUUGUGAUAAGAGGACUUGUCAAACCCCUCGGUAAACCCAUUGUCAGCAACUACAAUAACAAGGUGACAGGAGUUGUACAGAGAUUGACAAUAAAGGAGCAUGUCAUAGCAAGAACUUCCGCUGGGUUUUGGUCGGAUCAGACUCGUACAAUUCAUGAAGUGUGCAAUUCAACACCAUUCGUGCUCAAUAAUGGACACUACAGUAUUGAAGUUGUGGAUGCACUGGCUGCCGAAUUAUUGGACUUGGAUGUAAUAUCGGACAAAUUCGAGCCCAUGUCGCCUGGCGUAAUUGACCACGUGUGGGGCUUCUUCUCGGGCGUCCGGCAACGUGGCAUGCAAACUAUGGAAGAGAUGCUCCGUGAUGGCUCCUACAUCACAGCUAUUGGAGAACUCAGUAGAUCUCAUUCUGGCGCGCUAAAAAUACAACCGCCCAAAGACGGACUGCCAUUAUACCUUACUACCGCUACCAAAUCCAGUUUGUUGAAAAGACUUGCCAGUUCUAGGGAUUUCUUAAGAAUCCUGCUGAUAGUGUUCGGUGCAGUAGCGGUGCUAGCUUCAGGCAGAAUAGCGUACAAAUAUCUAAAGAGGCGGAAGAGACGCGAGCUGGAGGAUUCGAUGAAGCGACAGUUGGCCGCCGGCCGCAAGGAGCGCCGCGCGCACGCCCGGGAGCGGAACCUCACCGAAGUGCAGCUGUGUGUCGUCUGCACCGAGAACCCUAAGGAGAUAAUAUUGCUGCCAUGUGGACAUGUGUGCCUCUGCGAAGACUGCUCAGACAAUAUCACCGACAAUUGCCCCAUAUGUAGAGAACGAAUAGAGUCCCGAGCGCCUGCCUUCAUCACAUAA
Messenger RNA from Parnassius apollo (apollo), 4788 nucleotides. The record is from the annotation of a GenBank genome assembly. NCBI's taxonomy places the organism in Eukaryota, Metazoa, Arthropoda, Insecta, Lepidoptera, Papilionidae.